UGUGCUUUAGAACAAAAUAUCACUGUAAUUUUUUUCUCUUAGCAUUUUUCAUCUUUUCCAAACGUGAAAAGGGCGACCAUCUGUCUGAAACCCGCAUCAAACCAAAUCAUUUCUAAAGCAGCUGUUCUUCGGAGGUGAUUGUUUUAGGGCUGUCUUGUCCUUCCUUGGGGCCUCCCUGUUCCUUACCACGCAUCUCCCGCACUCGGUAGGAAAUGGAAUCAAAAGUCUCGGAAGGUGGCCUGAAUGUUACUCUCACCAUCCGGCUGCUCAUGCAUGGAAAGGAAGUUGGAAGCAUUAUUGGGAAGAAAGGAGAGACCGUGAAAAAGAUGCGUGAGGAGAGUGGAGCAAGAAUCAACAUCUCUGAGGGAAACUGUCCGGAAAGAAUUGUGACCAUCACAGGCCCCACUGAUGCCAUCUUCAAGGCUUUUGCCAUGAUAGCUUACAAAUUUGAGGAGGACAUAAUCAACUCAAUGAGUAACAGCACUGCUACCAGUAAACCGCCAGUAACAUUGAGGUUGGUCGUGCCUGCUAGCCAGUGUGGGUCACUGAUUGGCAAAGGAGGCUCCAAGAUUAAGGAAAUCAGGGAGUCAACAGGUGCUCAGGUUCAAGUGGCGGGGGACAUGCUGCCCAACUCCACAGAGCGGGCAGUGACAAUUUCGGGGACCCCCGAUGCAAUUAUCCAGUGUGUCAAACAGAUCUGUGUGGUGAUGCUGGAGUCCCCACCGAAAGGUGCCACCAUUCCCUAUCGCCCAAAGCCCGCCUCCACCCCUGUCAUUUUUGCAGGUGGUCAGGCCUAUACAAUUCAGGGACAAUAUGCAAUUCCACACCCGGAUCAGUUGACCAAGCUCCACCAGUUGGCUAUGCAGCAAACCCCCUUUACUCCCCUUGGACAGACCACCCCCGCUUUCCCUGGAGAAAAGCUGCCCUUACAUUCCUCCGAAGAAGCUCAAAAUCUGAUGGGCCAAUCAUCAGGUUUGGAUGCCAGUCCCCCGGCCAGUACUCAUGAACUCACCAUUCCCAAUGAUCUAAUAGGCUGCAUAAUCGGACGCCAAGGGACCAAAAUCAAUGAAAUUCGACAGAUGUCUGGAGCGCAGAUCAAAAUCGCCAAUGCCACAGAAGGCUCAUCGGAACGUCAAAUUACCAUCACAGGAACCCCAGCUAACAUCAGCCUUGCCCAGUACCUCAUCAACGCCAGGCUGACGUCUGAGGUCACUGGAAUGGGCGCACUCUAAUUUCUACCCAUCAUCCUUCAUUCUGCAUCACCUGACCCUCUCAAGCCAAUGACACUUCACCCGGCUUGUACAAUCUGUAUUUUUACUGCCUUCCCAUUUACCUCCAUAGAUACUUUUUCUUUACUCACACACACACACACACACACACACACACACACACACACACACACACACACACACACACACACACACUUUCUUUAUAUAUUCCAUACUGUGCUCCUAAUCUCUUUAUUUAUGGUCCCAGGCCUGUCCAUGUUUUCAAAGUCCAGUGUUAAUUACUUUAACUACCUUUUGGGGGGUUUCCAUUGGUGAGACUUCAGAAGAAGGCUUGGUCUCUGGUGUCAGUUUAGCUUAGUUAUUUUAAUGUUUUAUUUUGACAUUUUAACAGCAUUUACUGUAGUGUAUGAUUUAUGAUGCCAGCUAGAGCUGUGCUUGCUUUGAAAUACUCUGCUCACAAUUAUCCCAUUGAAAUGUCCAUUUUUCAUUUUGCUUGUCCCGGCUCACCUUUUAAACCUCGAAUCCAUGUCCAGAGAAUGUGGCAUGGUUUACCCCAUGUAAUUUUGGAAGCAGGAUGUGCAGGAGCCAAUGAAUACACCCAUGAGUCCCCAUUGGUUCCCCCACACAAUAUAUUCUUUCCAACAUGGCAGGGUCCAAACAAGCCAUUUUUAUUACUAACGAAAGAAGAAAAAAAAAUCCAGUCUUAUUUUUUAACUCAGAAGUAAUUGGGAGUGGGGUGGGUGGGGGAUAUAUAUCCAAUUCAAAGCCACAGGGACCUCUACAAGUAUUCUUAAGACAAUAGCCCAUAGUGAAUUUUGGACUUAGCUCAGGAAGCUCAAAUCUCUGUGAGCCUGCUGUGUUUGCCAUUGUUUGUAUUCAAUAAAUAUCUGUGCAGCU
This is a messenger RNA of Trachemys scripta elegans, 2126 nucleotides long. It is a transcript of the gene PCBP3, whose product is annotated as poly(rC) binding protein 3. NCBI's taxonomy places the organism in Eukaryota, Metazoa, Chordata, Testudines, Emydidae. Gene Ontology annotation, biological process: regulation of gene expression; regulation of RNA metabolic process. Bases 213 to 1232 code for a protein of 339 amino acids. Gene Ontology annotation, cellular component: cytoplasm; nucleus. Gene Ontology annotation, molecular function: mRNA binding. The record is from RefSeq and is a predicted model, not a curated record. The transcript has 14 exons.